Messenger RNA from Penicillium egyptiacum, 1089 nucleotides. Lineage: Eukaryota; Fungi; Ascomycota; Eurotiomycetes; Eurotiales; Aspergillaceae. The record is from the annotation of a GenBank genome assembly.
AUGCGGAUUAACAUUAUCUCUUUGGUGGCUCUGGCUGCUACAGCUGCAGGUCUCACUGUCACCUCGCCACGGAUGGGUGAAAGGAUUGAUCCCGAUAUGCCCCUUACUAUCAAGUGGCAGUCUGUCUCAACGGAUCCAGAGACCUUUAGCAUCGAACUGGUCAAUCAAAAUGUCUACCCUCCGACCACAACCAUUGUGGCAGAAGAUAUAGACUCUUCCAAGGGCUCCUACACUGUCAAUGCAAAGACGUUCACGGACGUAGAUGAUGGGAAGGGAUAUCAGAUCAACUUCCUCUCUCCGACCAGUGGCAUUCUGGCUCAGUCUCAGCAAUUCCGAGUCACUGAGCCUGGUGAAAUUGCUAGUGCUAGUGCUAGUAGCUCUGGUAAGGAAACCAGCUCUGCGCUUGAAACUUCGUCUGCCUCGUCUGCCUCUGUGAUUUCUUCCGCGACUAGUGAUCUUACUUCUUCGAUUCCUUCUUCCUCGACUGCUUCCUCUUACCUGUCUUCGACCGCUACUCACUCCUCCAUCAGUGCGUCUACCACUACCUCGUCCUAUUAUUCUACUGCUUCAUCUUCUAUUUCUACCCCUACAACAUCUUCUUUCAUAAGCUCUUCUGCAAUCUCUUCUACACCUACACUUGCAACUUCUUCCUCGGUCUCUUCUACACCUACACUUGCAACUUCUUCCUCGGUCUCUUCUAUAUCUACACCCUCAACUUCUUUCACUACAUCAACUUCAUCCUCUAUUAUAUCCACCUCUGCUACCCCGACUACUUCUACUUCCAUAUCUUCUAUCUCAACUACUACAUCCACCCAUCUUCGUACCUCGACUUUCACAUCAAGCACUAUUUCCUCUACCACAUCUCCUUCUACCCUCAUCUCCACUACCCCUGAAUCGACCUCAACUUCAAUGACUUCCUCCAGCCUGUCCGCCGCAACCCAUUCGAGCACUACUUCGACCACCACUCGCAAGUCGACUUCGUCCACGACCUCGAGUGCUACGGAGUCAGCCACUACCUCAAACGCUGCUGCCGUCCUCAUGCCCCCUGCAGGCAGUCUGCUUCUUGGUCUGUUCGCUCUGGUCCUUUAG